Ananas comosus (pineapple) is the source of this 1884-nucleotide messenger RNA. RefSeq lists its product as uncharacterized. Lineage: Eukaryota; Viridiplantae; Streptophyta; Magnoliopsida; Poales; Bromeliaceae. The coding region runs from base 415 to 1413 and encodes 332 amino acids. The record is from RefSeq and is a predicted model, not a curated record. The transcript has 2 exons.
UCUUAAAAAAUCUAAAAAGUUAACUUUUUUUUUAAGGAAAAAAAAAAGAGAAAAGGACAUAAAAAAGGGUGGUUACAACAAUCCAAGCUAACACACCAACACCAACAAUGGUCUUGAUAGGUGAGGAGUUGAUGGACCAAUGAAACAUUGACUAAGACACAAAUUAAACAAGUAUACAAAUUAAUAUAUAAGAUCCUUUAAAUGGGCCCCACAUGACCCCCACACCAAAAUGAACCAAUCGUUGAGCGCCACAUCAUCGAUCGCGCCAUAUCUACUCUCCAAAGUGUACACAGCAACACUCUCUUAUUUAUAGUGUUAGCCAAGAAGUGUUACUCCAAGACAAGCAUAGAGAGUGUUGUUUUACUGCUUAGAGAGAAAGAGAGAGAGAUCUAGAGAGAAAGAGAGAGAGAGAGAAUGGUGAACAUAAUCGAGGGGCAGAAACCUCUCUUACACACCCUAGUGAGGAUGGCGGGGCUCCGACCGGUGCUCGUCGAGCUCGAGCCGGGCACCGUCAUGCACUUUUGGGCGCCCAAACACCGCCUUCCGUCGCAGAAGAAGACUAGUGCGGCCGCGAUCACUGUCGACAAAUCUACCCCGGUGGAUGUUCCAGAAUCCAACACUACUAUUGCCAACACAACAGCGGCCUUAUCUAGGCCCAGUAAGAACAGGGCCCGUAGAAUUUGGCCCAGUAGGAAUCGGCCCAAGCCCGCGAUCGUCCUCGUCCACGGCUUUGCGUCCGAGGGGAUCGUCACUUGGCAGUUCCAGUUCGGCGUGCUGGUCUCAGAUUACGACGUGUACAUCCCUGAUCUGUUCUUUUUCGGUAAGUCGACGACCGUCCAGCCCGACCGGUCGCCAGAAUUCCAGGCCGGGUGCGUCGCCAGGGCACUUGACAUGCUCGGAGUGGAACGGUGUCACGUCGUAGGGUUCAGCUACGGAGGGAUGGUGGCGUUUAAGUUGGCGGAGGCCCGACCGAGCCUGGUCCGGUCGUUGGUCGUGACCGGUUCGGUCAUUACGAUGACCGAUUCGAUAAACGAGGCCAGUUUGACGCGGCUCGGGGCCGCCUCGUCGGCGGACCUCCUCUUACCGGAGACCCUUGAGAGGCUCAAGGCGCUUCUGAAGAUGUCCAUGUACAAGAAGUUGUGGUUUCCCGACCGGUUCUAUAAAGAUUAUCUCGAGGUUUGUAGUAAUAAUUAUUCUUUUUCUUUUUUUUAUUUUUAUGUCAGGCAAUUAGGAGAAAACACUUCAUUGGUUGGAAUAAGCAAAGCUGGUCAUCUCCUCCACAUGGAACGCCCCUGCGCAUUCAAUCGCUAUCUCAAGAGAUUCCUCUCUUAUGUUGAUUCUCAUCAUGAUGAUGAUAAUAAUAAUAAUAAUAAUAAUGAUAAUAAUAAUAAUGAUAAUGAUAAUGCUUAUUAGCUACUAUAUAAUCCCAUUUAUAAACACUCUCUCAGGGUCUCUACUACUUCAGGCUUCAAAACUAGGUAAGUACAAUUUAUUUUUUAUAAUCGAGAAAUAUUUCAAAUCUCUUUGAAUGUUAUCUUUAUAAAGUGUUGAUAUAUUGAUAGAUAUAUAUGAUAUUCUUAAGCUGCAUACGAUAACUAAUUAUAGGAUUUCGAGUAAUAUAUGUCAACACAUCAAUAACGUAUAAAAGUAACAUUCUAAAAGAUUUGUUGUAUUUUUCUGCGCAUUAUUAUCCCCUUUAUAUGAGUUAAAAAGAAAGGCAAAGUGAUUAGUUAAGAUUGUUGUAUUGGGUUAUUGGGUGGAAUAUUUGUUCAAUUGGGUAUUUAUGUAUUUGUAUUCCUUAAUUUGUAUGUAUGAUUUGGCUUGUGAAUGUAGUCCCCAAAAAAUAUUUAUCAAUGAGUAGCUAUUUUGAAAUUGAUCCACCAA